CAUAUGAUAUGAUAUGGUUGCAGAGAAUUGAACUGUGAAGCCUCAACAUACAAAGAACAAUUGUCUGAUCUUUAGGGGCACCUCAUCAAAAAAGAAGAUAUUAAUUUAUGGAAGUGGUUGAGGACGUUGUGAUUGUGGGAGCUGGGAUUGCUGGCCUCACAACAUCCUUGGGACUUCACAGGCUAGGUAUUAGAAGCUUAGUGUUGGAAUCAGCAGAUAGUUCGAGGAUAACAGGAUUUGCUCUUCUAACAUGGACCAAUGCUUGGAAGGCGUUGGAUGCUGUUGGUGUUGGCGACUCUCUUCGCAAACUACAUGAACAACUUCUUGGGUAAUGAGGUC
This is a messenger RNA of Morus notabilis, 339 nucleotides long. Its product is annotated as monooxygenase 2-like. The transcript has 3 exons. Bases 108 to 332 code for a protein of 74 amino acids. The record is from RefSeq and is a predicted model, not a curated record. Lineage: Eukaryota; Viridiplantae; Streptophyta; Magnoliopsida; Rosales; Moraceae. Gene Ontology annotation, molecular function: FAD binding.